Molecule: messenger RNA, 372 nt
Organism: Prorocentrum cordatum
Lineage: Eukaryota; Dinophyceae; Prorocentrales; Prorocentraceae
Source: the annotation of a GenBank genome assembly
GUGUGCCGCCUGUGGGCCGGAUACGUGGACUUCCUGACCGCCUGCGGCGCCCCCGUGACGAAGGUGCGCCGCGCCGAGGAGCGUGCGCGCGCGUCCCAGGCGCCGGGCCCGGCGCUCACAGGCGACGGCGCGCCAGGCACAAAACGUCCAGCGGAGGCGGAGGACGCGCCGGCGGCGAAGGCGUUGAGGACGGCGUUGCAGGAGGCUUCCUCGAGCACUGGGCUCGUGAAAAACGAGGCGAAGGCGAACGCCGCCACGGCCGAGGAGGCUCCCUCGAGCACUGGGCUCGUGAAAAACGAGGCGAAGGCGAACGCCGCCACGGCCGAGGAGGCGGCGGCCGAGCCGCCCGCGGUGGCGGCCGGUGGCGCAUAG